CAUAUCAAAAUAUACUCCAGUGUAAUAAAAGCUCACAGGUUCACUAAAAUAUUAAAUCGGUAUACAUUUCGUGCGAGUGUACGCCUCAUUUUUGUAUUGUUUUUAUCGUAUUUAUUUUAUUAUUAAAUCGCAUCGAAAAAGAUUUUUUUUUUUGAGGGCAUAGGUCGCGAUAACACACAUAAACAAACUUCUUGAUAAUGAAAUUAUUGGUAGUUUGCGCGUACUGAUCGAAUUCACAUCGCUAUAUAAACACAUGCUCGAGUACAUUUUGGUUUUAAAAUUUUUAUAAUUAUUGUAAUCAACUCUUCUGUGUAAAAAUGCUGCGUUUAUUAACUCGUCAGGUUCAACUACGUCCCAGUACUCUAGAAACGUUAUGUAAAUCUCAAACGCGUAAUUUAAGUACCGAUAACGAGUUACCAAAAACAGCAGAUGUUGUUAUUAUCGGUGGUGGUGUAGCGGGUUGCAGCACGUUAUACCACUUAUCACAAGUGGGAAUAAACGCCGUACUUAUCGAAAGCUCGAAAGUUAGCAGCGGUACUACUGCACAAACAGCCGGAUUAGUAUGGCGAUUGAGGCCGAACGAUGUGGAAAUUCAGCUUUUGGCUUCGACACGAAAUCAGAUAUUGAACAUGAAAGAGCAAACUGGAAUCGAUCCUGGAUGGAUUGAGAAUGGUGGAUUGUACAUCGCUCAUAAUAAAGAACGUAUUGGCGAGUAUCGAAGAUUGAUAACGAUUGGGCGAAGUUUCGGUAUCGAAAGUCAGCUUUUAUCACCUUCCGAAACCAAAUCAAAGUUUCCUUUUAUAAACGAGGAAAUCAUAGAAGGAAGUUUAUAUAUACCAGGAAGUGGUGUAGUAAAUCCUCAACCAUUAUGCCAAGGAUUUGCAAAAGAAGCUGUGAAAAAUGGAGCGAAGAUUGUCGAAAAUUGCGCCGUGAACAAUAUUCUAAUAAACGAGAAUAUUUUCGGUACGAGAGAAGUAACCGGAGUAAACACUUCGAAAGGUGUCAUUAUGACGGAUUGUGUAGUUAAUUGUGCAGGUGCUUGGGCUGGCAACGUAUCAGAAAUGGCAGGCCUAUCGAUACCUGUGAUCCCGAUGAAACAUUCCUACAUAGUCAGCGAACCUAUCGAGGGUGUUUCCGUCCUGCCCAACAUCAGGGAUCACGAUUCGUCAAUUUAUUUCCGAGUUCAAGGAGAUUCGCUUUGUUUGGGAGGUUACGAAAGCAACCCAGCUAUUUUAGAUCAACUUGGAAGUGGCCAGACCUCCAGUCAAUUUGAACUAGAUUGGAAUGUAUUCGAUAGACACAUCGAGAAAGCUAUCGAGCUCGUGCCUGUAUUCCAAAAAGCCGGAAUAAAGAACACCGUGUGCGGAGCUGAGGCAUUUACCCCGGAUCAUAAACCAUUAAUAGGAGAGGAUCCAAGAUUACGUGGUAUGUUUCAUAAUUGUGGUUUCAAUUCAGCCGGAUUGAUGUUGAGUGGAGGCUGCGCGGAGCAAUUGGCGUUAUGGAUUUUGAACGGACAGCCAGAUCUUCAUAUGUACAAUUACGAUAUUAGGAGGUUUACCAAAGAGCAAUGUAUGGAUAAGAAUUGGAUAAAAGAACGCAGUCAUGAAAGUUACGUGAAAAAUUACAGCAUUGUUUUCCCUCAUGAUCAGCCCUUGGCAGGACGUAACUUUAAACAAGAUCCUUUCCACGAGAAACUGUUAAAAGAAGGAGCAGUUUACGAAGAGAUGCAGGGUUGGGAAAAACCUGGAUGGUUUGCACCGAAUGGCUUCGCUCCGAUUUUCCCUUACGAUUGGUAUGGUUCGUACGGAUCAACGAAGAAUACCGAUAAACGUUAUGAAAAUCUUCUCAAAGGCGAUUACACUUUCAAUUUUUCCAGACAUCAUCAUCAGAUCGGUUCCGAAUGUUUAUCUUGCCGAGAACAAGUAGCCAUGUUCAAUAUGUCAUUCUACAGUAAAAUGUAUUUGAGCGGUCCAGAAGCGGAAAAAGCUGCUGAUUGGUUGUUCACUGCCGAUACCAAGCAACCAAUCGGGAAAAGCGUAUUCACUUGCCUACUAAAUGCGAAAGGAAACAUCGAAGCUGACGCCAUCGUAACAGUAAUUACUGCCGGAGGAGGAGGAUUAGUCGAUCCCAUAUUCAAAGGUAAAGGUUACUACAUCGUAUCCGGAGGCGCUUCUGCAUCACAAACAACAGCCCAUAUCAAAUCGGCAAUAAGAAGAAAAAAUUUCAAAGUUAAUCUCACCGAUCUUACGGAUAAAGUAGGAAUUUUAUCGAUCCAGGGUCCAUACAGUCGAGAGCUUCUUCAAGAAAUCGUUAGCUGCGAUUUACAUAACAGUUUAUUCCCAUAUAUGACUUCGAAACUUACCAAAGUAGCUGGCCAUACCGUCCGUGCAUUGCGUACGAGUUUCGCCGGAGAAUUAGGAUGGCAGCUGCAUAUUCCUUUUAACGCGUGCGAAGAUGUUUACAACGCUGUCAGACAGGAAGGCUUGAAAUAUGGCUUAAGACAUGCCGGAUAUCGAGCUUUGUAUUCGCUGAGUUGUGAAAAAGGCAACAAUUUAUGGAAUUUUGAUAUAAGACUCGAUGAUAAUCCGAUCGAAGCUAAUUUAGGACACACUUGCCGAAGAGAAGGCGAUUAUCUGGGGAAAUCUGCAGUUGAAAAAAUAAUCCAGAGCGGGCCAAAAAAGAAAUUGUGUUUUUUCACUUUACACGACCAAAUUCCAGUUUGGGGAUUAGAAACUAUUUGGAGGAAUAAUCAAGUUGUCGGAUAUCUCAGAAGAGGCGAAUAUGGAUAUUCCUUAGGAUGCAGUAUUGGAAUGGGCUACGUUUCUCACCCGGAUGGAGCCAUUGUUUCUAAUGAAUUUUUAGAAAACGGAAAUUAUGAAAUAGAAGUAAUGGGUAAAAGAUACAACGCUAAUUUACACCUAAAGUCGCCUUUUGAUUCCGAAGAUGAAAGAGUUCACGGAAUCUACAGGCACGAAAAACUUCCCCACAAAGUUUCAGCAGUGAAUUAAAUAUGAUUGAAAGUCGAGUCAUUGUACAUGUUCAUAAAUUAAGUUGUAAUAUAAAUUUUAUCUCAAAUUAUUUUAUAAAAAUAUUUACGUUUUUAUAUUCUUUAAUAAAAAUUGUUUAUUUUUUUCAAACUUA
This is a messenger RNA of Planococcus citri (citrus mealybug), 3141 nucleotides long. It is a transcript of the gene Sardh, whose product is annotated as Sarcosine dehydrogenase. The transcript is spliced from 16 exons. NCBI's taxonomy places the organism in Eukaryota, Metazoa, Arthropoda, Insecta, Hemiptera, Pseudococcidae. Gene Ontology annotation, cellular component: cytoplasm; mitochondrion; mitochondrial matrix. The record is from RefSeq and is a predicted model, not a curated record. The coding region runs from base 318 to 3008 and encodes 896 amino acids. Gene Ontology annotation, molecular function: protein binding; sarcosine dehydrogenase activity.